UUGCUGUCGCCAUGACGGCGGCCGUGUUUUUCGGCUGCUCCUUCAUUGCCUUUGGGCCUGCGCUCGCCCUCUACGUCUUCACCAUCGCCACCGACCCUUUACGCGUCAUUUUCCUCAUCGCCGGAGCCUUCUUCUGGCUGGUGUCGCUGUUGCUUUCGUCCCUGAUUUGGUUCAUGGCCAGACUGAUCAGUGACAGCAGAGAUGGACCAAAGCAGACAUACCUGCUCAUCUUCGGAGUGUUGCUUUCGGUCCUCAUCCAGGAGGUGUUCCGGUUUGCCUAUUACAGGCUUAUAAAGAAAGCCAGUGAAGGUUUGAAGAAUAUAAACCCAGAUGACAAAGUGCCUUCUAUGCGAUUGUUGGCCUAUGUUUCUGGUUUAGGCUUUGGAAUCAUGAGUGGAGUAUUUUCCUUUGUGAAUACCUUGUCUGACUCCUUGGGGCCAGGCACGGUGGGCAUUCAUGGAGACUCUCCUCAGUUCUUCCUCAAUUCAGCUUUCAUGACGCUGGUCAUCGUGCUGCUGCAUGUGUUCUGGGGCAUUGUAUUUUUUGAUGGAUGUGAGAAGAAAAAGUGGUACGUCAUUCUGAUCAUUUUCCUGACUCAUCUGCUGGUGUCAGCUCAGACUUUCCUAAGUCCUCAUUAUGGAAUAAAUCUGCUGUCAGCAUAUAUAAUAUUGGUGCUUAUGGGCGUCUGGGCCUUUUUUGUUGCUGGAGGCAGCUGCCGAAGCCUGAAACUUUGCCUGCUGUGCCAAGACAAGGAUUUCCUUCUUUACAACCAGCGCUCCAGAUAACUGCCACAAGCUUAUGUCUCCUGAGCAGCAGGCUGGAUCCUUAGAGGAAGCACGAUGGUGCCUUUUCCUGAAAAAUCCCAUUUUCUGAUGAAGUUUAGAAGAAACUGUCUAGAUACUCUCAAGCGACUGCUCUCUGAAAGGAAUGCAUCAGUGGCAUACAACUUGGCGGCAUGUCCGAGUCACUUGUGGAGAUGAGGAAUGCUGAUUCUGGGCUUCCUCCCCCUUCCUUCUGAGCCCC
Molecule: messenger RNA, 1023 nt
Organism: Ochotona curzoniae (black-lipped pika)
Lineage: Eukaryota; Metazoa; Chordata; Mammalia; Lagomorpha; Ochotonidae
Gene: APH1B
Product: aph-1 homolog B, gamma-secretase subunit
Exons: 6
Coding region: 12-785 (257 amino acids)
Biological process (GO): positive regulation of catalytic activity; Notch receptor processing; Notch signaling pathway
Cellular component (GO): gamma-secretase complex; endoplasmic reticulum; membrane
Molecular function (GO): protein-macromolecule adaptor activity
Source: RefSeq, a predicted model, not a curated record